UAUUUGAUUUGAUUUUUUUCAUAGACUUUCAACAAAGCAAAAGUCUGACUUGCUCACCACAUUCUUCAUGAACGCCCUCAAGACAGCCACCGCACGGUUGGUAGCACGCCCCAGCAUUUUCCGUGCUCCAAUUGUUGCCACCAAACUGAACUUCUCUACAUGUACUCCUGCUCGUAACACUGCCGCAUUGAAUGCAAAGCCCAAGAAUGUUAUGGAGUUUGUCGAUUCUCAGUUGAUUUCACAGGCCAAUGCUGACGGACGUCAGGAAUUGUUUGCUCGCAAGAACCCCCAAGGCGUCAAGCCAGGUUCUAUUCUUUUGGUCGAGACUCUCAACUCUACAGCUGACAAGUCCACAUCGACCUUUAUGGGUGUCUGUAUUGCCAUCCGCCGCAAGGGAAUCGAUUCGUCCUUUACACUUCGCAACAUUGUCAUGCGUGUCGGUGUCGAGCAGCGCUUCUCUCUCUAUUCUCCUCUUGUCAAGAGCAUCAGAAUCCUGCAGAAGCCCACCGACCUCAAGUUCAGACGUGCCAAGUUGUUUUAUCUCCGUGACCAACCCGGAAAGGCCUUCCAGCCCCUUCAGGGUCUCUGGAAACAGGAACAACUUGACAAGGCAGCAGCUGUCGCCAAAAAGUAAAAAAAAAAAAGUAAAAGAAAAAAAAUUGAAAAUUAGAAAGAAAGAAUCCCAAAAAAAAAUGAAAAAUCAAAUUAUUUUGUAAUUCAUUUUUUCUUCGUCUUUUUU
Phycomyces blakesleeanus NRRL 1555(-) is the source of this 739-nucleotide messenger RNA. RefSeq lists its product as hypothetical. Gene Ontology annotation, cellular component: mitochondrial large ribosomal subunit; ribosome. The record is from RefSeq and is a predicted model, not a curated record. Gene Ontology annotation, molecular function: structural constituent of ribosome. The coding region runs from base 68 to 634 and encodes 188 amino acids. Gene Ontology annotation, biological process: translation. The transcript is spliced from 2 exons. NCBI's taxonomy places the organism in Eukaryota, Fungi, Mucoromycota, Mucoromycetes, Mucorales, Phycomycetaceae.